Molecule: messenger RNA, 2382 nt
Organism: Rhinichthys klamathensis goyatoka
Lineage: Eukaryota; Metazoa; Chordata; Actinopteri; Cypriniformes; Leuciscidae
Gene: zranb1a
Product: zinc finger, RAN-binding domain containing 1a
Exons: 11
Coding region: 343-2370 (675 amino acids)
Biological process (GO): cytoskeleton organization; protein deubiquitination involved in ubiquitin-dependent protein catabolic process; protein K33-linked deubiquitination
Cellular component (GO): cytoplasm; nucleus
Molecular function (GO): K63-linked polyubiquitin modification-dependent protein binding; cysteine-type deubiquitinase activity
Source: RefSeq, a predicted model, not a curated record
CGCAAGACGCUGGUCGUUUUUAUUUUGUCAGCGCCGCCAUUAAAUCCGCAUCUAAAUCAACAUUCAGAGCUUAGAAUCAGUAUUCAUCGAUUUAAAAACAUUCAACGAUUUAUAUAAAGCUCGGAGAACAAACAACGCAAUGGAGUUCGAAUAACAACAGUAAAGACUGACUGAGGUGGUUUAAGUCUCAUUAAUGAGGAGUCGCGCGCGGAGCGAUAUUUCUGUCUCCGCCUCAAUGUGUGACUCUGAUGUAAGUGUGUGUUGAGUGAGUGAGUGAGUGUGUGUGUGUGUGUGUGUGCGUGCGUGUGCGAGUGAGUGUGUGUGUGUGUGUGCUGAUCCAUCAUGACAGAGCUGUGUGUGAAGUGGUCGUGUGAGUACUGCACGUAUGAAAACUGGCCGUCUGCUAUUAAAUGCACCAUGUGUCGGGCGCAGAAACCCAGCGCAACCAUCAUCACAGCGGACCCGUUCCCGGGCAGAACCGACCCGACCCCGGUUCUCAUCUGUCCCGACUCCAGCGCCCGGCCCCGGGUCCGGUCGGCCCAGUCCGUGGAGCCCAGUGGGAAGUGGUCGUGUCAGGUGUGCACGUUCCUGAACUGGCCCAGAUCGGUGCGCUGUACUCAGUGCCGAAGCCUCCGGGCCACAGAACCACCGUCCGGAACCGGCCGCCCCGCGUCAGACCCGUGUGAGGAGUACAACGACCGGAACCGGCUCAACAUGCGCGUGCAGUGCUGGACCUGCUCGGGCUGCUCGUACGAGAACUGGCCCAAAUCCCCUCGCUGCGUGGUGUGUGACCAGGCCCGACCCAACGACGCCUACCAGCCCGUCGAGCCUGACGAGAUCAACGAGCUCUCCGCCGUGAUCAACGAGACGGAGCGCAGGCACGCGCGGGGUGUGUGUAGCGGGGCGCGCCGACACUCGCCCAGCUCGUCCACACGCGAGGCAGAACUGCAGAUCGAGCUCGCCGCCGGAGCUCAGAGCGGGAGAGACGAGAGAGAGGUGGACUUCAAGAAGCUCAAGCAGAUCAAGAACCGCAUGAGGAGAACAGACUGGCUGUUCCUCAACGCCUGCGCUGGUGUGGUCGAAGGCGAUCUGUCGGCGGUCGAGGCCUAUAAGUCGUCAGGCGGUGACAUCGCGCGUCAGCUGACGGGUGACGAGGUGCGUCUGCUGAACCGGCCCUCAGCGUUCGACAGCGGAUUCACACUCGUACACCUCGCCAUACGCUUCCAGAGGCAGGACAUGCUGGCCGUGCUGCUGACAGAGGUGUCCCAGCGCGCAGUGAAAUGCAUCCCAGCGAUGGUUUGCCCUGAACUGACGGAGCAGAUCCGCAGAGAGAUCAGCGCAUCACUGCACCAGCGCAAGGGAGACUUCAACUGCUACUUCCUGACAGACCUCGUCACAUUCACACUGCCGGCAGAUAUUGAAGAUCUGCCUCCUGCCGUUCAGGAGAAGCUGUUUGAUGAGGUUCUGGACCGAGACGUGCAGAAGGAGCUGGAGGAGGACUCUGCGGUCAUCAACUGGUCUCUGGAGUCGGGCUCGCGCCUGGACUCGCGUCUCUACGCUCUGUGGAACCGCACCGCUGGAGACUGCCUGCUGGACUCGGUUCUGCAGGCCACAUGGGGCAUCUAUGAUAAAGACUCAGUGCUGAGGAAAACUCUACACGACAGUUUACACGACUGCUCUCACUGGUUCUACACGCGCUGGAAGGAAUGGGAGUCGUGGUAUUCACAGAGUUUUGGGCUUCACUUCUCUCUGAGAGAGGAACAGUGGCAGGAGGACUGGACCUUCAUCAUCAACCUCGCCAGUCAGCCCGGCGCGAGUUUAGAGCAAACGCAUAUAUUUGUUCUGGCUCAUAUCCUGCGGCGGCCCAUCAUCGUUUACGGAGUGAAGUAUUACAAGAGUUUCCGUGGAGAAACUUUAGGAUUCACUCGAUUUCAAGGUGUUUACCUGCCGUUGCUAUGGGAACAGAGCUUCUGCUGGAAGAGUCCGAUUGCUCUCGGUUACACGAGAGGUCACUUUUCUGCUCUGGUCGGCAUGGAAACGGACGGUUGUGAUAAUCGUGGUGCAGGCGCCAAUCUGAACACUGAUGACGACGUGAGCGUGACCUUCCUGCCACUGGUGGACAGUGAGAGGAAACUACUACAGAUACACUUCCUGUCAGCACAAGAGAUGGGCAGUGAGGAGCAGCAGGAGCGUCUGCUCAGGGAUUGGCUGGACUGCUGUGUGACGGAGGGCGGGACGCUAGCGGCGCUGCAGAAGAGCAUCAGACGCAGACGUCACCCGCUCGUCACACACAUGCUGGAGAAGUGGCUCGACGGGUACCGGCAGGCGCUCGCGUGCCCCUCCGACGGCGAGGACGACGACGACGACUGACGCACAUCUCAG